AUGGUGAUUUUCACCUCACAUGGCACAACCCCAAAAUGGCCAGACGAUCUUGCAAUGUGGGCAAUAUAUGCAAAGUUUGCUGCAGUUUAUCCUGAACAAUCAAAUUGCAUGUCAUUCAUUGCAAACAAUAUGAGGAACUGCAAAGCUGACAAAGAUCUCAUUGAUCAAAAAAUUCUUAAUAUUGGACAAAUCAUUAAGACAAGAGAAACAUUGUUCACAGUUGAAUUGAAGUCAAGGAUUGCUAAGUUAACAAAGCAUUUUGAUAAGUCCAUAAACAGAUUAAGAAACAUUUGGGAUCUUGUUCUUCAAGGGAACUUUGGAGAAAUGGAUCAUUCAAAUAAAUCUGCCUAUCUCAGUGUGAACGAAUCAGAAGUUGAAGUCAAUCAAUUAAUGAUGCUUUAUCCUAAUAACAGAUUUGUGGCCAGACAAUAUUUCAGAUUCCUAUCCGAGAUCAAACUUGACUAUGUAAACGCCAGGAUAUGGAAAGAAAAUUACAGGCUGUUACAAUCAGGAAUACAAGUUAACAAAGACACAUUACACGAUUUGGGAAUGAUUGCUUUUCCUAACAUCCCUGAAAACAUAGUAAAUUCAUUUAGUUCAAAAAUCUUAAUCACAACAAAUGACGAAGAAAUUUUUCAAUCAGAAGAGAAUAUUAUGGCUGAUGAUGAUUUAGAUAAUCAACAACCUGACACAAUCAAGAAACUUAUUGAUAAUCACAAAGUUCCAGCAUUGCAAUUUAUGAAGUUUUUCAUGAUCAUCAAUUUGAUUGUGUUUAUUUUGAUUCCUUUCCUAGCAUUAUACUUUUAUUUCGGAUAUUUCACAGAUUCUUUAGACGAGCCACUUGAUUACUUAUAUGGAAUUUCAUCAAUGAGGAAUCUUAUUAAUAUUCUUCCAUUAUUUAUCGGAAAAUAUUUAUUAGAAGAACUUCCAGAUCCCAAAAAUCCCUCUCAAACCCUCAUGGAGAAAAAUGUAAUUACUGAAGGAUUUCCAUUGAAUGCUUAUGGAGGCUAUCUUGAAUCAAAAGAAGCCACAGAAUAUUUGAUUGCUCAGGUUCCAUUGACGACUGCAUUGCUAACAUCUCUAAGAUCUUACAAAGUUGGAAAUGAAAUAAUUGAAGAAGUUCGGACAAAAAUAUUUUCUUCAGUUCUUCCUUUUAAUAUUUAUGAAUCUCCUGAAGAAGUAAUGCAAACUAAAACUAGCAUGAUUGAAUUAAUUGUUUUAAUUGCCACACAUUGUGCAAAGGUUCUUGAUUUUGAAAAAGUUGAUGUUAGCGUUGCAGGCGGAUUAGAUGCGGUCACAAGCCGUUCUAACGAUGUUACCACCACAAGAGUUGCUGGAGAAGCAAUGAGUUUGUUAGUUGAUUACAUCCGAGAAGUUAAUGAUAAAAAUCAAAAAAUAUUUACAGGUAUAAUGCUUGGAAUGAUUAUACUUUGCGUAAUAUCAUUUUUUGUAUUAUAUCAUUUACAGUUGAAGCAGCUCAAAAUGAACAAAGAAGAAUUAUACAGCGUCUUCAGCAGUCUUCCAAAAACAGUGAUUUCAAAUGUUUCCGCUAGUUUUUCAAAUUCAAAACAAGACUCAAUGAGCUCGAAAACGAAUGAAACUGAAUCGAAUAGACAAGAAGAUGGAAUCAUUAAAAUGUUCUCAUCAAUAAAUGACGGUACAGCUGGAUCUAUUGAAAUAUACAAUGCUUUCAAUGUAUUGAUUGUUGGAAUUUGCGCUUGUGUCGAAUAUUUCUUGAUGCUUUCAAGUUAUAAGAAAGCUUCAGAGACAUUGGUUAAGAAUUGUCAUCACGUUAAUUACAUAUAUGGAAGUAUUUGCCAAAUGUUUUCAUUGGUAUCAAGUAUGAUAACAAUUCUUCCUGCAAAAUAUGAUGAUAGCUUGUAUACAUUGUGUCCAAGACCUGAUGUUGAAAUGAAUGUAAUUAGGAAUUUUGUUCCAACAAUUGUUGAUUAUUUGAAUUUGUUAAGACUUGGAGGUAAAGAUGAAUACGAUAUUCCAUUCUUAGGAAUGAAAAAAGCCCUUCAAGAUUCAACAGAAAUAUUACAUAAAAACGUCGAUCAAAACAGUGUACCAAAGACAAUUCCUGAAAGUGCACAUCAGUUUUCUUGUGAACUCCAAAUCUAUUUGACAAUAGCAUUAUUGAAGAAACAAGUUAAUUUAAUGACUCAAGAUAUUUGGCCAAAGUUAAGAGAUGAGGGUAUUGAAGAUCUUUGGCAAAUUGGUCCAUUUGAACUUUAUGAGACAUUCUAUUCUCACACUGGAAGACAAUUAGUUCCAACAAUUCAAGGACAGACAUCGAAAGAGGAAAAGCCAAUUUUGAUUUGUUGCAUUUCAUUCACACUUGUUUCUUUAUUGUUCACAAUUGUAUCUUUAAUUAUGAUUCAUAAUGAAUCAAAGUUAUUGAGAUUUGCUUUAUUGAAUCUUUUAAGAGUCCAACCAACAAUACUUUUCCAGAAUUCAAGAAUCAUGGAUGUUCUUUCUGGGAAUUACAGUAAAAGAAAGGAUGAUGAAAUAGAAAGAGAUUUAAAGUUCCACAAUGAAGUUGCAAACAAAUUAAAUGAUAUUGUAGUUGUUGUCAAUGAAGAGAACAAUAAAAUCCUUAGCGCCAAUAAAGCAUUUGAAGAUACAUUUAGAAUUAAGGAAGAAGAUAUUAUUGACACCUUAAUUACUGAUUUCUUUGUAAAUGAAAGAUUUUCAUGUGAUGGAAAGGUUGAAAAAGCAUUGAACACAACAACAGUACUUACUUUUAUUGAUCACGAAGAGAACAAAAAUUUCAUUGAAUUCUCAACACAAAGUGUUGCAGGAAGAAAAAUCUUCAGUGGAAGAAAUAUAACACAAACAUUGAUGCAUGAAAAAAUGAUUGAUGAUGAAAAGAAGAGAUCUGAUCAAAUGUUAGCUUCUAUAUUACCUGCUUGUUUAGUUCCAAGAGUUCAAGCUGAAGAGAAAAACAUUUCUUUUGCAAUCAAAUCAGUUACAGUUCUUUUCUUAGAUGUCGUUGAAUUCACACCAUGGUGUGGAAGUCAUGAUGCACAAUAUGUGAUGAGAAUGCUUAAUAUUAUGUUCAAAGAAUAUGAUUUAUUAACAAAUGCACACAAGACUAUGACAAAGAUCAAGUGCAUCGGUGAUUGCUACAUGGCGGCUGGAGGCAUUUUCGAUGAAGUAAAUCAACCAGCUGUUCAUGCAAAAGAAGUUGUUGAUUUUGGAUGCAGUGUUAUUAAGAAGUUAGUUGAGAUUGAUGAACGUGAAAAUGAAAGCCUUCGAAUCAGAGUCGGAAUAAACACAGGAGGUCCAAUUAUUGCUGGAGUUAUUGGAACAGAAAAACCAACAUUUGAGAUCUUUGGACCUGCUAUCAACAUUGCACAUGAAAUGGAAAGUAAAGGAGUUCCAAUGAAAGUUCAUGUAAGUAGACCAGUUUAUGAACUUAUUUAUGGUCAACAAUUUGUUAUCAAGGAGCGAGGAGAAAUUGAUAUUAAGGGUGGAAAGAUGUUUACUUAUCUUGUUGAUCCAUAA
Trichomonas vaginalis G3 is the source of this 3510-nucleotide messenger RNA. Its product is annotated as guanylate cyclase protein. NCBI's taxonomy places the organism in Eukaryota, Parabasalia, Trichomonadida, Trichomonadidae. Gene Ontology annotation, molecular function: guanylate cyclase activity; peptide receptor activity. The record is from RefSeq and is a predicted model, not a curated record. The transcript has a single exon. Bases 1 to 3510 code for a protein of 1169 amino acids. Gene Ontology annotation, biological process: cGMP biosynthetic process; intracellular signal transduction; receptor guanylyl cyclase signaling pathway.